Patiria miniata (bat star) is the source of this 2720-nucleotide messenger RNA. RefSeq names its product gamma-aminobutyric acid type B receptor subunit 2-like. The record is from RefSeq and is a predicted model, not a curated record. The transcript has 17 exons. Gene Ontology annotation, cellular component: G protein-coupled receptor heterodimeric complex; membrane. Gene Ontology annotation, biological process: G protein-coupled receptor signaling pathway; gamma-aminobutyric acid signaling pathway. Lineage: Eukaryota; Metazoa; Echinodermata; Asteroidea; Valvatida; Asterinidae. Gene Ontology annotation, molecular function: G protein-coupled GABA receptor activity. Bases 48 to 2510 code for a protein of 820 amino acids.
GAUGAUUUCAGGAUUUUUCUGAAAUAGACUUCUGACCAGACGGCACCAUGCAUGCCACGAGACUGCUCUCAUACUUGUUCGUGGCAAAUACUGUUGCGCUUUUCCAAGCGAACGGAGCGACGUUCGAUCCUAAUACCUCUGCCACCGUGGCCAACACGACAUCUGACCCGUUGGUGUCCGGCCAGCGGACGCCUAUCUACAUCGGAGGGUUCUUUGCCUUUCCCAACAACUCCAUCUUCGGUGCUUUACCACGGACCGUUCAGACAGCCAUCGAUCACGUGAACAAUCUGACGGGGAUCCUGGACGGAUAUGAGCUGAGAAUGCGGUUCCGACUGACCAAUGGUAAGCCUAAUGAGGCACUGGAGCUGCUGAACGAUCUCCUGUACGAGGGGCCAACUCUACUGAUGUCAUGGGGACCGAUUCUUUCCCGCCAAGCCUUGGUGGUUAAUGAAGUGGCGCCUUAUUACAACGUCGUCCAGGUUUGUCUGGCCAAUUCACAAGCUCUACGCGACCGGACAAGGUACCCACUGACCGUACAGAUGUAUUGGAGCGAAGACAGCGUCAACCCAGCACGGGUAGCAUUCAUGCGAUAUAUGGCUUGGAGCAGGGUAGCCAUUAUCUUCGAAGAUAACGAGUACUUUCGCUUGAACGCAGAGGACCUUCGCGCCAAACUAGAGGCAGAAAGGGUGACCGUGAUUGCCAUCGAAGCAAUCAGUGACGCUGGUAAACCUGAACAGCAGCUAUUGAGUCUCAAGAGACACGACGCGAGAAUCAUUUUCGCUCUCUCAUAUUUCGACACUGCCAUCAAGCUCUUCUGCACGAUUUAUCGCAUGGAGAUGUUCGGACCAAGGUACGCGUGGAUCCUUGUAGGAUGGUACCCAGAGGAGUGGUGGAUGGCCGUGAAUGACGAUGAUUGCACCGCAGAGCAGCUUGAGAAAGCACUAGGGUAUCACUUUUCCGUACCCGCCUGGAGAUCUGUAGACAACCUGGAUGAAAUUAAUUACGGCCACAUCAAACCACCUGAUUACCAGCUGGACUUUCUGCGCGGUCUCUUAUCGCGUGAGGGCGUAGAUAGACUUGAGCAUAUCGAGUCGUACGACUCCCUCAUCCACAUAGCGAUGUCGCUGAACCGCUCGAUCGAGAAGCUGGCCAGCCUUGAGCCCGCGAGGGCGCUACACGAUUUCUCCUACACGGACAGAGAAAUGUCAGGCGUCCUGUUGGAGAGUGUCUACCAGACUCGUUUCGUUGGGCCAACGGGUUCUGUUUUAAUAGAGCAUGGUGGUUUCCGGUUGGAGAACAAUGUGCGUUUUUUCAUCGCUCAGUUUCAAGACGGGAAGUCGACGGAAAUAAUCGAAUAUCACAACGAGUCAACGACUUUCCGAGAAGUGCAGAACAGAAGGUUUCGUUGGCCAGAUGGAACGCCACCAGUGGACGGGAAAACACUUAUCGACCAAAAGGAUACAAUCGGUCCACCUGUUCGGCUGACGUUCUUUAUCUUCACUUCAUCGGGGAUUGUUCUUGAUGUUGCAUUUCUUUACAUAAAUGUCAAAUUUAGAAAAGAGAGGGCAAUCAAGAUAUCUACACCACCUUUGAAUAACCUGAUCGUGCUCGGUAGCCUCAUGCUGUACGCAUCCGUCUUCCUGUUUGGUGUAGACCAAUCUGACUUCACGGAUACAGAAAUAAUUCGGCUAUGUCACAUAAAACUCAGCUUAGUGUGCGUUGGUAUCUCUCUGGCGUUCGGGGCGCUCUUCAUGAAAACCUACAGAAUCCACGCCAUAUUCAGCAGAGCUGUGGCCAAAUUGAAACGCGUGGCAUUGCCAAACAGUAAGCUCAUACUGGGCGUAUUUCUUGCUGUGGCCGUUGACAUCGUAGUAUUCACGAUAUGGAUAUUAUUUGGUGAGACGUAUGUUGCUGAAACAAGGUCUGAGCCAAGGCUUGAUGUGUCUCGACCUGGCGAAGAGAUCUACAUAGUGUCCGUCAUUCCGUAUUGCACGUCCGAUUACGUGAGUUACUUCAUGGGCGUGAUUUACGCCACCAAGGGCAUUCUACUGAUGUUCGGCAUCUUUCUGGCUUGGGAAACCAAGAAAAUCACGGUCUCUUCACUGAACGAUAGUAAAUACAUCGCGAUGUCCAUCUACGUCGUGGCCAUCUUUCUUGCCAUUGUACUUCCCUUGCUCAACCUGCACGUGGUGCGGCAGAACGUGACCAUCGAGUUCGCCAUCCUGGGCUCAGCUAUCAUCAUCACCAACACAACCGUCCUGUGUCUAGUGUUUCUUCCCAAGAUAUGUCUUUUAUACAAAGUGGGUCGUGCGAAUUUCCACGUGAGUAUGAUGAUGACCAGAUUCCCGUCCAAUCACUCCACGGCCACGUUCAGCGAUUACGCAUCGGCUUCCAGCGUCAAGUUACAGGAAAAACUACAGCAAAAGGAAGUUCUCUUGGAGCGCCUUAAGCAACAUCUUGCUAUUGUGGUUGCAUCUUUACACAAACGGCAGCAAAUAACGAGGGACUGAACGAACAAUAUCAACGGUGACUACUAAAACUACACCGUAGUUGGGAUAUUCAUUUUCACCGGCGAGCACAGUCAUAAACUACCAUAGUUAUUUCUGGGCGAAUGAGGGCGAUGUGAGUGUACCUUUCUAAAUUAAACAACAUAAAUAUCCACUGAUCUCUUAAAACUCUGGAUUGCCCAUCGGCUGAUCGAGGUGAAGUCGUCAUGUCCC